Molecule: messenger RNA, 318 nt
Organism: Histoplasma capsulatum G186AR
Lineage: Eukaryota; Fungi; Ascomycota; Eurotiomycetes; Onygenales; Ajellomycetaceae
Exons: 3
Coding region: 1-318 (105 amino acids)
Source: RefSeq, a predicted model, not a curated record
AUGAUUUUGGGCGGCUUGGUUCCGCCCAACGGACACCUUCUGCGACGCCCGAUAAUAGAGCUUCUGGACGAUAUUCGCACUGAUGAUGCCUAUAACACAAGCCCCUUCGUGAUUCCAAAGCAAAUGAUAUCCCAGCCGAGUACUUUGGAUGAUUCAUCGGAGAAAUCGAGGCGCCUGUCUGACAUCUGCCAUUCCGCAAUCGCACUUGUCAUAUGCAUGACAUCUCCUCUGAUGGUGGGUGAGGUGGAACUCGACGGGAGGGCACAUCAUCGUAGGGUUGUAUGUCAUCGCAACGCCCAGGACAGCGGCAACACAUAA